CCGCAUCACUACUGCCAACGUACGAUAUAAUUUACAAAUCAUUAAUCUGGCAACACUACUCACGCGUUUUAGAGCGCAGAUAAAAGUUAAUAUUUUUCAUGUUGGAAAAUCUAAAAAAGAUGUAGUUUUCUUAUUCGAAUUGCUUUAAAACUUAAAAUAUAGUUUUGUUAUUUGCCAAAGCGCUACAAGUGCAAAGAGAAGUAAUUGAUUGUGCAAAAACAAUUUUGCUCUAAUAAAAUUAAAGUGCAAAUCCAUAAUAGCAAAGUACUAGUGACGUCUAGGAAGUGCUAUUUGACACAAGAAAAUGUUUAAUUAUCGUUUUUUCGUAUCGAAGCAUUUAUUGUCAUCAUCACCGACAUUCGCGGUUUCGUAAACAGCGUAUUUCAUAGGGCAAUAUUGUGGCUACAAGAAAUAUUUGUGUAUUGGAACUUUAAAAAUACUCUCAAGGGAAGGGGGUGUUUUAGUAAAAGUUUAGUAGUCGAGUUAUAGCAGCAGCCGCAGUACACCUUUCGCAAAGGUGUACCUGUGUGUGUGCACAUUGCUGUGUUUGUGCGGAAUCGGGUAGCGCACAGAGGUGGAGGUCGGUCGACUCUGUCUUAUCAGUUCCGAACUGAGUGUUAGCGCCUGUAGGCAAACCUCUGUGCCCUCAGUAGUAUUGUCAACGUACGACGCAGUCGUUUAUGAAUUGUACCGGCCAUCGAAGGUCGAACGAUGAAAUUUAUUUGUUAUUGUAAUUUUAGUUAAAAUAAACGGAAUUAUAUUUCACACAUUUUUAUCGACUUAAGUUAAAACGGCGACGUCAUUUAAUUUGUCGCGAAAGCUGUAUAUCGUGGCAGCAGCAAACGCGCCAAUCUGCGAAACAACACACAAAUAAAUUUUUGUGGACAUGACCGACAAGAAUGCUGGUCAUAAUGGAACGCAGUGGACGAAAGCAACGGUUACAGCUGCAGCUGCUAUUGCUGCACAACAACAAAAAACACUUAAUACUAAUGUAUUACCUGGGUCCCAACUCUUACAUCAACAACAACGAUUAUAUGAUCCAGCAGCGCUAAUGCCAGCUCAUGGCAGUAUUUUCGGGGCAGGUGUUGCUGCUUCGCUGGGACAUCUAUCACAUCCAGAUGGCAUAGCACCAUACACCAGUGCACGCUUUCAGCCACCACCAUUACCAAUCCAACAGUCUACAAUAGAUGCAAAAAAUUUAUCACAUAGUCUAGCGCACCAGCAUACCCAACACCCAUCGCAACUUGUGCAACAUCAACCUUCGCCAACGCAUACACCAAAUACAGUUCUAACUGCGCCAGCUGCCGCUUCACCCAGUGUACCGGUACAAAGUGGCUUUGUGCCACCACCAUUACUCUCAGGUGCGGCGACAUCAGUGUUAACGCAAAAUCCAUUUGCAGUAACACAACAAUUGGAACAUUUAACACCGCAUUUAAAUUUGCAACAACAAUUGGAGUUGAAUAAAAUUAUGACUGCAAUGAAUUGCCAGUCUAACGCCGUUCAUUCACCCGGUGCAAUAGGCAGUGGAGGAAGCAACGCAGGUAGUUUAACAAGUCAACAGCAAACAACACGACACCUUGUAACCGACGUCCCAAUGUCUAGUACUGGUAGUAAUAGCAACAGCGGUGGUGGUACAGGUGGAGCUGCAACUGUGGCAGGAGCCAUUAGCAGUACUAUUACUGAGAAUGUUUUAAACGCUUUAAGUGCAGCGCCAAAUAGUAGCGUCAGCGCCAGCGUGCCGGCAGUGCAUGGACGUUUGACUGGCAUUGGAGUGAGGAUGCCGGAUGAUGACCGCUUACGGCGAGUACAGGAAAUGGUAGAAUCGGGCGUAAGUGAAUUAGCAAAACAACAAAUUCAACAAAUCGUUGAUCGUGUUUCAACUUUGAAGCCGGUGGAAAAACUACUGCUUUAUUUGCGUUUACCAGGAGAAGCGCCAGAAUCAGAUCCACUGCGGCAUCCCCAAAAUCCAUUAGGUUCACGGUCUGAGAUAAAUCACACAAUUAACUGGGUGCGCUCUCACCUAGAACAUGAUCCCAAAGUGUCCAUACCAAAGCAAGAUGUAUAUAAUGAUUACAUAGCUUAUUGCGAACGUCUAGACAUUAAGCCGCUUUCGACAGCAGAUUUUGGUAAGGUAAUGAAACAAGUGUUCCCCGGCAUACGGCCACGCCGUUUAGGUACUCGUGGUCAUUCUCGCUACUGCUAUGCAGCUAUGCGUAAAACCACCAAAUUGGAGGCACCUCAACUCCCACUACUUGAUUCCACUACGGCCAAUGAGUCGUCCCUGAUUGGUGAUGGCAGCAGCACCUUACUUGGAGAUACCACUGCGUCUAUUGGUGAUACGGAAACAUGGCAAAUCAUACGCAGUUGGGCAGAGGGCAUGUUAAAUAUGAAAGUGGAUAGCGCACGGGAGCUAGCAUCCCAUAUUAAAACUGUAACCGGCGGAAACGAAUUGUCCACAUCAAAUGUACGCUCUGGAAGCAGUACUACACAUAAAAAAUACACACCACGUGAGCCGAAAGAGAAACGAUUAAUGGUGGAUAUGGGUCCUCUGAAGAAAAGACGAAAGAAAAAACGCAAAGGAUCGUCAUCGUCAGAAUCCAGUUGCAGCCAGACUACUGCGCAGGCGCAGCCACAAACUUUGUCUGCCGCGGACACACCAGCAAUUGAUGUUAAGCCGCCUGUAAUGAGCGAAUUCAUACAAAUAAAACAGGAAGUAUUGGAGUCGCCGACAAUGCAACGAGUGCAACACUUGCCAGCUUCCGCGACACAAAUGCCGCAAAUGGCAACAAUUACAGAUAGCUUUUUGCAACAACAACAACAGCAGCAAAUGAUACCUAUGGAUUUGGCAACUGAGCAGCGUACAGUGUUGGCACGUGCACCACCAGCCACUAGUGCCUUUGGACCAGUUCACACACAGCCUCAAACACUACAGCAACGUCAACCACUACGCACUGCCUUGGCAGGUGUACCACCUAACACAACAGCCGUAAAGAAUCUAACACCAAAAAUCAUUGAACUUGGUGCGGCAGAAUCUUCUGCAAUGUCACCAGGUGGAGCACAAGAGCCCAACACAGUUAUUAAAGAGGAAGAAUUCUUUGAUGAGUAUAAUACGAAUAUAUUUUGCAAAAAAGUACGAAAAGCACAACAAACCAAAGGUUUUUGGGCUAAUUCACCUACUUCUGCAACAAGUAAUAAUGUUGUGCCCAUCAUUACAACAACUUCAGCUCCUAAAGAGGUGGGAUCCUCGUCAACAGGAUUAUCAGCUGUUGCCACCUCAGUUAUUGCCACGUCUGGCGUGUCGUCGACUCAACCCUUAACAGGCAAUCACGACGCAGGCUCCACAUCCAGCGAUUUGAUGGGACCACCAGCACAAAUUGGCAGCAACAUUUCCGUCAGUCCGUCGAGCUCGCUAUUAGGUGCAGACAGCAGUGGCAAUAAUUCCCAACCGCCCACAGCGGCUUCACCAAAGGUUUUGUCGCGCAACAUGCUACAAAUGCGCGCUAAGCGCCAACAAAUUAUGGCCGCUUUGGCAGCUGAAGCCACGGCAAAUGCGGGCAAUAAUUUGGCCGAUCCGGAUGCAGGUGAUCUGUCGGCUAAUUUGGGCUUGCCACGCGAACGUGUCAUUAGUAUAUGUAAUAUGGACAAACACGAAUUAGACGAUUACUUUGUAGCUGGCGAGGUGGAGGAAGAGCCCGAGGACCAAGAUACCGAAUUGCUUCAAUAUUUUCAGACGAGAGACGCUGAGGAAAAACUGAAUUCCUUAGAUGCUGUAAAAUCAAAUAGGCAUCCAACAGUCACGACACAGGCAGCAGCAACAACAAUGCCAACAACGAAAACGUCAACCCCAACGACGUUAAGAGCGCGUGCAAAGCCAAUGGCAACGAAAAAUUCGCCACAAACUAUCAGCAGACAACUGAGCGUACAAUUAAAUGCCAUGGAUAACUGUAGUUAUCCAUCACAAGUGUCAAAUAGCGGCUUUACAGCCGCUGCUGGUACCAAAAAGCAAGCAAGCGCUGUGCUGUCCAAAGCAAGUCCCACAACAACAAUGUCUGUUGGAUCGGCCUCAGCGUCUCUCACUUUCAUGUCACAGAAGCAUCAGCAACAACAACAACAACUUCAUACACAAGUUCGACAAGAAAAUACGCAACUAAUGCUUGCAACCAACAACGCUAACAACAAUCCUAACUUGAACAAACGUAAAAUCAGCUUGACUGGCACCGCGCUAAAUGCGGCCGAAGUUAUUGCGACGCGCAAAAAUUGCAUAUUCUUUCCCAUAUCGCCCAAUACCAACGCUAACACUGGAAACCGGAACAAUAAAAACCCUGGCAAUAGCGUUAACAAUACAAAAGUGAAUGGCAGCAGCAUAUCGCUGAAUGCAGGGAACACGCUUAACUCGGCCCCCGACAAUGGCGGUGGCUCGUAUUUCGUCAGCCCCGGUCAGAGCGCCCAUCGUGUACGUCCGAAAGCAGCAUUUGCACUAGGAAAACAGCUGUCAUUGGAGCAUGAUUCCAGUGAUCCGAUGAUUGGUGCUAGCCGUCGACGUCGGAGCUAUGCCAAUCUCGGCGCAACCGGUGGUAAUAACUCACUCUUACCGAUCACCUCAGCAUCGGCGCCACCAAGUCCAUCUGUUUUGCAACAGCAACAACAACAGCAGCAACAAUUAUAUGGCACACCAUUUUUCGGCGGUGACGUGAGCCAACAACCGAACAAUCAUGCUGCAAGCGGUGUGGUGUAUAAUCAGAUGAACAAUAACACGGACGUAAGUGCAGCCGAUCUAUUGGGCGCCGAUCAAAACUCAUUGGAUUUGGAUAUGUUUAGCGCGUCAGUGGACAGAAGCAUUGUUUAUGAUGAGUUAACACUGAAUGACCUUACGACUGCACCCAAUGAGAUGCAGCGUUCACAAUCGGUACCACUAUCACAGUUACAACGCAUACAUUCGCCGGCCUUCAAUCGGAGUUUUCAAGCGGCUCCCUAUUCGGCGUGUACAUCAGUUGCACAGACACCGGUGCCACAGGAAUUCGCUGACUCAACGACGUUCUUCUCCGAGAAUAGCUGUAGUCAAAAUAGUGGUGGCGGCUUAAACGGGAAGCAUGGGACGCAAACAUUGUCCGCCAAAAUACUAGACGACGAAGCUGCCUUAUUGGCUAACGAUCCGGAUGCGAUGCUAGAUAACCUCGAGGAAAUGUUCAAUACCAAUUUUUUGCGCAUGAAAUGCCCGAACAAUUUUCAAGGUAACGCCACAACAACGACUUGUUCUUCGGCAGGCUCUUCAUCGGGUUAUAGCAGCAGUGCUUGUACGGCAUUCGGUAGCGCUGCGCUAAUAUCGGGUGUUGGUGGAGGUGGAAACGGCAAUAACUUAUUGGGUUGUACGGGCAAUACUAUGUCGCGUUCGGUACCAUCCACGCCGCUGCCACAACAGAGCCCAUUCGCAACACACUUCUAUGGCGGACGUCGGCGGUUUGAGGAUGAAGUGAAUCUCUCACCUUCGCUCACAACUUCUAGUAGUAUCAUGGGUGGCACUUUCACUACAACUGUAUUCAAAUAUGGCAACAAUGGUGGUGGCUCAUUUGGAAAUAGUGGCGGUGGUGGUAGUUGCAACAGCAAUUACGACAUGUCACGUUCCAUGCCAACAACACCAACGGCGACACCACGCUUUCGUUACAGCCCAAUAGAGUUUACGCGCGAAUUUCUCAGCAACGGCAACACUAUCGAUAGUCUCAUCAGCGGUGGCGCAAACACCGGCAGCCUCACCGAUGCUGGUGCACCCAGCGAAGGACUUAGCGCUGCGCUAACUGGCCUCACAGGCAAUAAUGAUGCACUCAUUGAUGAGAGUUGUGGGCUAUCCGCCGAUGUCUUCGUUAAUCACACCGUCACCGAUGCUGAAUCAAUAAUUGCUGAAGCGAAUGAGUUAUUGGGGAAUUUGUAGAAUUCGCAUGAAGAGGAAGUGGAGUUGGCUACUAGCAAUGAUAUUAAAAGCAAAAACAACAACACUAACAAUAAACAAAUUUUAGAAUCCGCCAGUGCAGUACCAUCGGCAUCCAGUCCGCGUUCGUUUGCUGACGAAGCCCAUCCACCAGAGAAUGUGAUUCCAAGCAGUGUUGUUGUUGGACUGUUAUUGGAGCAAGUUGGUAAGCUAUAGAGUUGUAUCAACGUAAUUCAUGUAUGUUGUUGUUGUUGCAUAUUUGCCGGUAAAAAGACUUGUGAGCUUAAAUACAAGUGUGUGUUUUUAUGGUGUGUAGCUUAUUAAGAUUUGAAAGAAAUGUGUCAGUGUUGUGAAAAUACUUUAGUCUAUGGCCAAUGAGCCCUGAGUGUUCAAAACAACACAGAAAGCAUACCACAGCUAAAACACUUGCCUAGUUCUAAAGGUUGUAGUAUCCUUCUGUCACAUCAGCUGUUUUUUUGUUUACGUCCGAAAGCAAAAUUAUAAAAGUACAAAAUAAACAAAUUGUUCGGAAGUUUUUAAAAAUGCCGAUAACAACAACUAUCAAUAAAUUAGAUAAUUCAUAUCAAAUGUUUUCGAAUCUGUGCAAUUGCAACAACAUCAAUACACCUUUUCUAAAAAUACAUGCACAUAGAACUCCAGAGCCAAUGAAGCUUUCUCUUCAAUCGCCCUAAGUGCCGCAAGAGUGAAAUUUGCCAAGAUUUUCACUCACCUAAAGUGUCAAUAUUACACACUUCUACAAAAAGUUUAUAAUUUUCGAUAAAACAGUGCUGUUAACCUAUAAACUCAAUCACUAUAUUUUUUGUUAUUACUAUUAUUUUGUUCGUGGUAUGAACAAUUCAAUUGUUUGUUAAAUGUUGUAAUGUAUAUUUGUAUAUAUAUGCAUAAUGUAAUGGUCGUAUUAAGUAUGUAACUAUUUUAUGUAAAGUUAUACAUAUGUAAAGGGAAUACAUUCGUAAGUCUAAGGGCAGCAAAAAUACAACAUUUUUAAAUGCUAAAGUACAAAAGGAAAAAUUUCAAAAUUUUUAGUGCUUUUAAUUAUGUUGGCGUAAAAUUCAUUUACAAUGCAAUACUAAUUCUUUAACGUACCAAAGACACACGACGGUUUCGUACGUUUUUACCGUUGCACUUCAAAUGAAAUUUUAGUAAAAAACAAUGAAAAUUUAUCGUUUCAUGGUCUUCCAAAAGAAGAGCAUACUUUAGUUUUUAAUUAGCUCAAACCGCGAGGAACAGCUAACUGUAAAAAAUUUUUACAUUAACGGUUUCAUUGAAACGAUUGCUUAAUAACGGCGGAGUCUGUCAUGGCUGAUUCACAGAUAAGUUUUGACACGUUUUGCUUCAGGCUUUGAUAUUGGCAGAUAGGUUUUGAUACCUUUUGCUUCAGUCUUUCUGUCCUUUGGAACUUUCUUAGAGUUGCCCAACGCGCCACAUGAAAUUUUCUUUUAUUAUUAUUAUUUUGUUUUGAUUUCUUCUCUUUCAUACAUACAGUUAUGGAUAAUAAAAUAGAAUACAGUCAUAAUAUCUAACUAAAAACAUAAUAUUUUUUAAGAGAGAAAACUUUUUGCAUCUUUAUUGUCUAAUACAGAUGCAUAUCUUGUAGGUAUAGACUGAACUAGGCUACGGCAAGUGCUCUGUGAACAGAAUGCCCGACCUUUGGAACUUUCUUAGAGUUCCGCCUUAUUUUACGGGUCAAUCUUUCGCUUAACGUUUUUCCAUACAUUUUCUAUUUUACUGCCGAUCUAAACGGGCUUAGAUCUCCGAAAAAACAGACCUUGGCCGGAUAAAAUCCGGGUCAAAUCCAGUAAUGUAGAACCUACAAGUCGUCUUCUUAUCGUUCUUGCAAAAAUGUGUGCACCUAAUUCUUGUUGCAUGGCUGCCACGGAUUUAAACAGAUCGCGCAUCGACAAUCUUGCGAUAUUUUGAUCGACUUCCGCACUCGUUUUUCGUGGUCGACCUCUUUUUUUCUUACAUAUUUUCGGAGACUUUAAGGCAUUAAACACAAAUUUUUGGGUCCUACUAUUCAAUAUGUUUGCAAUUUCCUUUUGCAUGCGAAUCUUUUCUUGCAAAUUUUUGAUGCAUACUCUUUUUUCCUUUGAACAAUGUUUGGCUUGACCCAUUUUUUACGCAAAUAAAUAAUUAAUACAAAUAUUCAUUCCACAGAUCUAAUUAAGUUAAUAUAACUACUUAAUACGCAUUUUAAAUUAAAUUUUUUCGGUUUGUGAAAAUAUUUCGCGAUUGAAUCUAUUAUUUUGUCGUAUUUGCACGUGGCACGCUAUUUAUACUUUUUAGUUCAGUACAGUUAACUGUAAAACUCGACAAUGUUGUCAGUUGCUCUAUUUUAAAAGUACACAUGGUUGUAUUUGUUAUGCAAAAAACUUAUGACGUACAUAUAUGUAAAAUUAAAACAAAACCUUUGA
This is a messenger RNA of Bactrocera neohumeralis, 8358 nucleotides long. RefSeq lists its product as uncharacterized. The coding region runs from base 887 to 5926 and encodes 1679 amino acids. NCBI's taxonomy places the organism in Eukaryota, Metazoa, Arthropoda, Insecta, Diptera, Tephritidae. The transcript is spliced from 5 exons. The record is from RefSeq and is a predicted model, not a curated record. Gene Ontology annotation, molecular function: RNA polymerase II cis-regulatory region sequence-specific DNA binding; DNA-binding transcription factor activity, RNA polymerase II-specific. Gene Ontology annotation, biological process: regulation of transcription by RNA polymerase II.